Messenger RNA from Varroa destructor (honeybee mite), 2889 nucleotides. RefSeq names its product serine/threonine-protein kinase NIM1-like. Gene Ontology annotation, molecular function: tau-protein kinase activity; ATP binding. The record is from RefSeq and is a predicted model, not a curated record. Gene Ontology annotation, cellular component: cytoplasm. Gene Ontology annotation, biological process: microtubule cytoskeleton organization; protein phosphorylation; intracellular signal transduction. Lineage: Eukaryota; Metazoa; Arthropoda; Arachnida; Mesostigmata; Varroidae.
UCAAAAAUCAGUAUGCCCGCCGCCUAUAUCCUGUCGGCGUACGUGUUAACCGUCAUUCCAUCGCGAUCGUCAAUCCCAAGUGAUCACCUGGCCGACCCAAGUGACCCACUACAGCCAGCAACACCUACCCCGAGGUCUUUCCAGGCGAAGACAAACGGCAAUGCAGACGACGUCAUCUCACCGACCCAGCCCAAUCUACCAAAUCAAGUACAGAUCAACCCUGUGGGUUCCGCAAACUUUUCUCGUCCUCCGCCACAUUAUCGUCAGCACAACGUUACGAUCAUCGAACUACGAGCUCGUCAUGAAGUGGAAGGUUUGACGGCACUUUGAAUGAUGCCGGUACGACUGUAGCUGAUAUCGGAGCGUUGGGCACUUUGCAACGAGACCAGAGAAUCGCUCGAUCUAGCUCGACUGGGUCAAAUAUUAUCGUAAUCGAAUGACGUCCGCACUCAGCUCAGACAACAAUACCUCAGAAGAGGACUACAUAUCAAAGAGCGACGCCUCAUCAAUCGUCCAGGCGAGCAACAUCACAAGGGGCGAUAUUUAUUGGGAGAAAGGCGAUUAGGCCGACACUGGUAUAGGCCUGUAAUGCAAAAAGACUAUCUAAUUAGUGACGGGAUAAGUAAGGAUGGGGCGGUUCGGACAUUUCCAAAAAAGCAACAGCGUAAGUCCUGUGGUGCUUCAAAGUGUUGAAAAACCAAUUGAUAGGAGCACGAGUUCGUCGAAAAACCAAAAAAAACGUAGCAAACAUAAUAGUAGCCGAUUGACGAACGUCGAGGAAGCUCGGGACAACGAAUCCGACGAGGACCUCACUCCAUAUGCUAAACUACUCAAGCAAUUAAAAUCUAACCAUGAGUGGCAAAAACAAAUUUCACUGGGUAAAAGAAUUGGCCUUUAUCGCAUCCAUGAAGAGCUUGGAUCAGGAAACUUUGCCCAAGUAAAGGCUGCGACACAUUGUCUUACUAAAGGAAAGGUAGCUAUCAAGAUUAUUGAUAAAGGUAAGCUAGACCAGAAGACCCACCGCAUGCUUACCAGAGAGAUUUCCACUAUGGAGGCGCUCCAUCAUCCAAAUGCUAUUCGAUUAUACGAGGUAGUGGAAACAUUAUCGAAGGUGUACCUUGUGAUGGAAUUCGCUGAAGGUGGUGAACUAUUCAAACGUAUUUCUUCGAAAGGCGCAUACCCAGAGCGUGACGCCAAGAUCAUUUUCACGCAGAUUUGCUCGGCGGUCGACCACAUGCAUAAGCAGAAUAUUGUUCAUCGCGACCUCAAGGCAGAAAACGUCUUUUUAGCUGGAAAUCUCUACGUUAAGGUAGGCGAUUAUGGUUUUAGUACCACGAUAAGCUUCAAGGAGCAACUCACGACGUUUUGUGGAUCGCCACCAUACGCUGCUCCGGAGUUGUUUAGAGAAGAAAAAUAUCCUGGCCCUUACGUUGAUAUCUGGGCGCUGGGGGUCAUGCUCUAUUUCAUUGUCAGUGCCCUAAUGCCGUUUACGGCGCCAACCGUUUCAGCGCUUAGAAAACUGAUACUUGAGGGUCAGUAUGAGGUACCAUCCUGUGUAUCGUCCGAAUGUCAAGACCUCAUUCAAGGUAUUCUGCAGAUGGUCCCGCAGGAUAGGUUGACCCUUGCGCAAAUCCAGUCUCAUAGAUUUCUCUAUGGAGUAAUCAUUCCAACGCCGCUUGACAAGUAUAACAUUUGCCCGCGAAUUGAAGAUCAGCCACCCGAUCAAAGUUCCUUGCAAGACCACGAUUUGGAGAUGAGAGCGACGGGCAGUGCAUCUGCAAUUACGAUUCCUCAGAGCAAAGAAGAGAUCAAGGUUCGAAAACAACUCAAUGAGUUUGGAAUUACCGAUAAAAUGAUGGCCGAAUGUCAAUAUAGCGGGGCCAAGAGCAUGGUUACGGGGACAUACAGAAUUCUUCUCCACCGACUUCAAUUAGCCGCCCAUAGUGACGAGUUGUACGGGGCCGUACCAGGGCAACUUAGACAUCCAUCACGAUUUCAUGUCUUGUCGGGGCGAAACAAGCCGAGACAGGACUUGCUAGGGCCAAGCAGUUACUCAGGUGACAACUUUACGUACACACAAAACAGGAUAAGGAGGUCCGGGCCCCUCUCGUCCGCAGAACCCGAGAUACAGUUGGAACGGCAAUCGGGUUUGACGAUUUCAAAAGCAUGUGCUGUUUUGUGAUAUGGUCGAAAUCGCUGGCCAAAAUGGGUCGAUGCCCAAUCUACCCCAAAUGCAGCGAGUCGCGCUCAGCUCGCAUAUUCGAAGCAUUGACACAAGUUAUGGAAUUGUAUAUUUUGUUAAACUACGAAUGGCAUAAAGGCACCAUCGGAUUCAACAAACGCCGGAUAUCUAAACCGUCCUUAUAGUUGAAUCUAGCGAACAGCAUAAUACAAAUUCUAAUUUAAUACAUCGUAUUUUCCUAUUAAACAUGUCAAGAUUCCGGAAAGAAGAAAAAGGAAAGUGGUAUCUUAAUAUGUAUUCUUUGUUUCCAUCUGUCUCCUUCUUGGUGAUGCUUGUUAUUCGGGAUACCGCUUCAAAGGGUAAAAUGUCGGAGUUAAUAUUAUAAAAUAUUAGUUAUUAAAAAAUCGUUUUGGAAUAUUCAGACAAUACUUGAUGUACUUAAUCGAUGAUUCGUCGAAUCUGUUAUUAUUAACCACCAAAUAAUUAAAGAUAAUCUAUUUGAAUAUAGAUGGCAUUAUUAAUUUUCUUUGAACUGACGUACUUUCGUCUGAUUUGACGCAGCGGAAAGCCAUCGCCCUAUGCUAAAUUCAAAGCUGUUAUUAGACUUUGAGGAAUAUGCUUUAAAAGGCCAAAAAUCCUGAUUUGAGUCAGGUAUGAUUUCAGCACAAGCAUUAUGACCUGUAUGUCACUAUUAGGUAAACUACAGA